This is a messenger RNA of Cladocopium goreaui, 951 nucleotides long. NCBI's taxonomy places the organism in Eukaryota, Dinophyceae, Suessiales, Symbiodiniaceae. The record is from the annotation of a GenBank genome assembly.
AUGCCCAGGAAAAGCCAUGGUGAAAAACGAAUCGAUGGUUCUAUCUCUGGUUUGUCUAAUGCCCUCGAAGAACAUCAGAAGCUUCGGCGCCGUGCUUUGAAAACCGGCUCGUUUUUGACGUGGCCGACUCCCGAGCAGAAAGGGGUGAUGAAUUUCGAAAAUUUGGCCCUGAACCAUGAAGUGAUUGAAAUUUUGAUCCGUCUAUGGGCCCCCCAGUGGGCAGAGCCUAUCAUGAUACCGGUGGACGAUUUGAAGAAUGAGGUCAAGAUUAGCCGAGUGGCUUUGGAGCUGCAUCACUCAGUGACACUUGUGCACACAGAUGCAACAGCUAUGAAAGGCUUGUUCACACUCCUGUGCCGGCGGCAUGAUGGUUCUGCAAGAACUGAUCCUCGGUUGAUUAAGCUCUAUGCCUUGCUGACAAAGUACUGGGCCCCCAAGCCACGGUCAAAAAGGAAUUUGGGAGAAGAGGUUCAGGGCGCUAGUGGCUCGCAAGAACAAAAAGAGGGAGAAGAAGGCAACAAGUUGGGAGAAGAGGGGGCAGAGGGGGGAGAGGGGGGGGAAGAGGAGAUUCGAGAAGAAGAUCCAGAAAUCGCUGCAGAAGGAAGUGGCAGCCAAGAUGGGGGUGGUGAGGUAGGUAGCGGACAACCCUGUUCCCCAGAAAUUCCUGCUUCACCUGUGCACUACCCCUCACCCAUGGAGAAAGCUUCCUCCCCAGCUCCCCUUCGCACCCCAAGCAAGAGAAAACCAGAUGAGGAUGAAGAAAGGCUCGACACUCUUUUGGCCUGGACGCUGGGGGGUGAACUUCCUCCCACAGUCCGCUUGGGUCAUCCCUGGGAAUCCCCAUGGAGACAUGAUAAACCUGACCACCAAUGCGAUGACGAACUUGAUGAAGUAGAAUCACAACUCAAAAACCUGGAGUUUCUUGUUUGCAAAGAGUUGCAAAACAACUAG